Carassius gibelio (silver crucian carp) is the source of this 1310-nucleotide messenger RNA. RefSeq lists its product as uncharacterized. Lineage: Eukaryota; Metazoa; Chordata; Actinopteri; Cypriniformes; Cyprinidae. The transcript is spliced from 2 exons. The record is from RefSeq and is a predicted model, not a curated record. Bases 156 to 974 code for a protein of 272 amino acids. Gene Ontology annotation, cellular component: nucleus.
ACUUUGACUAUGACUUAGAUAUAGUUGAUAGUCAGACUUCAGAUAGACAUCUAAUUCAGACCAUUGCACAAAGCACUUAAGACUCUGACUAUCUCAAGUAGGACUACACUGCAGUGCAUUCUGGGUAAAAUAAGACACUUUUCAAAACAAAAAACAUGGCGGAUCGAGUAAGCGCAUUUAACCGGUCAGUUCAGUUUACCCCAGCAGAAAAUAUGUGUUUGUUGGAGGAGUAUAAUAGUUACAAGGACAUUUUACUAGGGAAAUUUAGCGGAGGAGAAUGUAGUAACAAGAAGAAAUGUUUAAUUUGGAAAAAGAUUUCCGCGACAGUAAACAGCAUUAAUCCGACCGUUGAGCGCAGCGUUAAAGACGUACAGAAAAGAUAUAAAAACAUGGUGCAAGAUGCCAAAAAGGAAAUAUUUAAGAGGAAAUACCCAAAAACGGGAGGAGGACCCCAAGAGAAACUUAAAGACACCACUGAAAUGGUGAUGAAUAUAUAUGGUGGACAGUCGCCGAUGUUCUGGGGGAUAAGCGGAGGACGGGAAAGUGGAGUGUGUGGAGCCGUCAACACUGACGUAACCGGCGGAGUUCCCUCAGCCACUGACAGCAGCACCCCGCCGCCACAUCAAGAGGAAGAGCCAGACAGUCAAGAUGAGAAUACAGUGACCCUGUCUUUGAAUUGGGACCGAAGCGAGGCAGUGGUGGAGGAGCCGGCUGAGAGACGUGAGGGGACAGGAGAUGAAGAGUCUGAGUCAGCGUCAGCAUCAGCAUCAGCAUCAGCUACAGCUACAGCUACAGCUCCUGGUCCCAUGGGUUGCACAACGGUGUUCAGAGGAACAACCAUGUCAAUGGUGCUAGACAAACAAUACAGGAAUCUUCAACUGGAAGAGAGGAAAUUGCUGCUAGAGAUUGAAGUUUUACAGCUUCAGAGAGAUAAAUUAAAAUUAGAGCUUCACAAACAGUCGCUGGAGUCCUGAAUAUCUUUGAGUAGCCUACUAAUUUAUUUAAUAAUUUAUUGAACGAACAGUAUAUCACUUGUUUUGUGAGUUAAUAGUUUUUCAGUUUAUAUAGUAAGUUGUACUUUUAAUAACCUUGAAGAUUUUGAUAUGAAUGAAAUGAGACUUGAAUGUAAUUUAUAGAAUAAUUUAUUGAAUGAACAGUGUAUCACUUGUUUUGUGAGUUAAUAGUUUUCCAGUUUGUAUAGUAAGUUGUACUUUUAAUAACCUUGAAGAUUUUGAUAUGAAUGAAAUGAAACUUGAAUGUAAUUUAUAGAAUAAUUUAUUGAAUGAACAGUAUGUCACUUGAGAAACCUU